Messenger RNA from Marmota monax (woodchuck), 10900 nucleotides. It is a transcript of the gene Col19a1, whose product is annotated as collagen type XIX alpha 1 chain. Lineage: Eukaryota; Metazoa; Chordata; Mammalia; Rodentia; Sciuridae. The transcript has 52 exons. The record is from RefSeq and is a predicted model, not a curated record. Bases 131 to 3733 code for a protein of 1200 amino acids.
UCCCAGGUCUAAGGCAACAUUGUUGUAAUUAAGGAAAACCUGUGCAUGAGUUGGCUGAGUACUGUCUUGCGGAGUCCUUCGUCCUCACCGAGUGGGAGGGUCACACUGGGAGAGACUAAUAAGGGCAGAGAUGCGUCCCCCUUCCCCACUCACAGGGAGCUCACUCGGGCCACUCCUCGGCGGUGCGGCAGCCCUGUCCGGACUCCACUGCGCCUCAGAGGGGCUCAAACACAAAUUCAAGAACUGUGGCCACUUGUUCACAUGGUUUCAAGACACAAUGAGGCGCACUGGCUCUUGGAAGCUUUGGCCUUGGGUGGCAGUGUUCCUGCUUCCUGCUUCUACUUCCGUGACGGUUAGGGACAAGCCAGAAAAACAGUGUCCUAUUCUGAGGACAGUGGGAUAUCAGUUCACACAAGACAACAGAAAUGAACUUGAAGUUUCAGGUUUUGAUCUAGGAGAGAGCUUUUCUCUGAGACGUGCAUUUUGUGAAGGGGAUAAAACCUGUUUCAAAUUGGGAAGUUCACUUCUUAUUAGAGAUACUAUUAAGAUAUUUCCUAAAGGCCUUCCUGAGGAGUUCUCUGUAGCAGCUGUGUUUCGUGUACGAAGAAACACCAAAAAGGAGCGGUGGUUUCUGUGGCAGGUUUUAAACCAGAAAAAUAUGCCACAGAUUUCUGUCAUAAUUGACGGUGGAAAGAAGGUGGUAGAGUUUAUGUUCCGAGCUGCUGGGGGAGACAUGUUGAAUUACAUUUUUAAAAAUCGGGAACUCCGUCCUUUGUUUGACCGUCAGUGGCAUAAACUUGGCUUCAGCAUACAAUCCCAGGUCCUUUCACUCUAUGUGGAUUGCAGUUUAAUUGCAAGCCGGCAGACUGAUGCGAAGGACACUGUGGAUUUUCAUGGGAGGACAGUUCUGGUGGCACGAGCUGCUGAUGGCAAGCCUGUGGACAUUGAACUUCACCAACUUAAAAUCUACUGUAAUGCAAACUUCAUAACUCAAGAAACAUGUUGUGAAAUAUCAGCUACUAAGUGCCCAGAGCAGGAUGAUUUUGGAAGUACUGCGUCAUCAUCCGUAACUGCUCAUGCCAGUAAACUGUCUACAUUUCUGCCCACAAAGCAGGAAUUUAGAGACUUGUGCCAGUGCGUUCCAAGCAAGGGAGAAGCAGGAUUACCAGGGACUCCAGGUUCACCUGGGCAGAAAGGAGAGCCGGGUACAGAUGGUAGUAAAGGUGAAUUUGGUGCUCCUGGAAUUCCUGGGGAAAAGGGUGAAAAUGGUUUACCUGGUGCCCCAGGCUUACCUGGUCAAAAGGGAGAACAAGGUUUUGAAGGCAGCAAAGGAGAAAUUGGUGAAAAGGGUGAACAAGGAGCAAAAGGAGACCCAGGACUGGCUGGCCUUAAUGGACAAGAUGGUUUGAAGGGUGACUUGGGUCCUCGUGGUCCACCUGGUCCAAAAGGAGAAAAGGGAGACAUGGGGCCUCCAGGAUCAACAGCCUUAACUGGUUCCAUAGGGAUGCAAGGCCCCCAAGGUCCACCUGGAAAAGAAGGUCAAAGGGGAAGAAGAGGAAAAACAGGACCACCUGGAAAACCAGGACCCCCAGGACCACCUGGACCUCCUGGAUUACAAGGAAUACAACAGACUCUUGGUGGAUAUUUUAACAAGGGAAAUGGUGAACUUGGAGCUGGUGACCCUAAAGGAGAAAAGGGUGAAACAGGACUGCCAGGAUUUCCAGGGUCUGUUGGCCCUAAAGGACAAAAAGGAGAACCUGGGGAACCCUUUGUAAAAGGUGAAAAGGGAGACCAAGGAGAACCUGGAAUAAUAGGAUCACAGGGAAUAAAGGGAGAACCUGGAGACCCUGGUCCCCCUGGUUCAAUAGGAAACCCAGGACUGAAGGGUCAACAAGGACCUGCAGGUUCCAUGGGACCCAGAGGACCACCAGGAGAUGUUGGAUUGCCAGGAGAACAUGGUAUCCCAGGAAAACAAGGCAUCAAAGGAGAAAAGGGAGAUCCAGGUGGGAUUAUAGGCCCUCCUGGGCUUCCAGGUCCGAAAGGUGAGGCCGGUCCUCCAGGGAAAAGCCUGCCAGGGGAACCAGGAUUAGAUGGAAAUCCUGGAGCACCUGGUCCACGUGGGCCAAAGGGUGAAAGAGGACUGCCAGGUGUCCAGGGCUCCCCAGGUGACAUGGGUCCACCAGGAGCCGGAAUUCCCGGCAAAACAGGCUCCCAAGGACCAACUGGAGAGCCAGGUAUUCAGGGUCCUCGAGGUCUCCCUGGGUUACCAGGAACUCCAGGGACCCCAGGAAAUGAUGGAGCUCCCGGAAGGGAUGGAAAGCCAGGACUGCCAGGUCCCCCGGGUGACCCGAUUGCCCUUCCUCUCUUGGGAGACAUCGGGGCCUUGUUCAAGAAUUUCUGUGGCAACUGCCAAGCCAAUGUUCCUGGGCUAAAAAGCAACAAAGGAGAUGAAGGAGGUGCUGGUGAGCCUGGAAAAUACGAUUCCAUCACCAGGAAGGGUGAUAUAGGACCACGGGGUCCUCCAGGAAUUCCAGGCAGAGAGGGACCAAAAGGAAGCAAAGGAGAGCGCGGCUACCCUGGUAUACCUGGGGAGAGAGGUGAAGAGGGUCUUCAAGGAAUUCCAGGCAUUCCAGGUGCUAUGGGCCCUACUGGACCCCCUGGCUUAGUGGGAAGAACUGGACAUCCUGGUCCCAUGGGAGCAAAGGGUGACAAGGGCAGUGAGGGACCCCCUGGGAAGCCUGGACCACCUGGACCACCUGGUGUACCAUUCAAUGAAGGAAAUGGCAUGAGCAGUUUAUAUAAAAUCCAGGGUGGCAUGAACGUUCCUAGUUAUCCAGGGCCACCUGGUCCCCCUGGCCCAAAAGGCGAUCCUGGCCCAGCGGGAGAGCCUGGUGCAAUGGGGUUGCCAGGACUAGAAGGAUUUCCAGGUGUAAAGGGAGAUAGAGGCCCAGCAGGUCCUCCAGGAAUAGCUGGAACAUCGGGGAAGCCAGGUACCCCAGGGCCUCCAGGAGUUCCAGGGGAGCCAGGUGAGAGGGGACCUAUUGGAGAUAUUGGUUUCCCUGGACCAGAAGGACCCUCUGGAAAGCCAGGAAUAAAUGGAAAAGAUGGAUUACCAGGUGCUCAGGGCAUUAUGGGUAAACCUGGAGACCGAGGCCCCAAAGGAGAACGGGGUGACCAGGGAAUCCCAGGAGACAGAGGUCCACAAGGUGAACGAGGAAAACCAGGCCUUACAGGCAUGAAAGGAGCUAUAGGUCCUAUGGGGCCACCAGGAAACAAGGGCUCCAUGGGAUCCCCUGGCCACCAAGGCCCUCCAGGAUCCCCAGGAAUCCCUGGCUCUCCGGCUGAUGCAGUUUCAUUUGAAGAAAUAAAGAAGUACAUUAAUCAAGAGGUCCAAAGGAUUUUUGAAGAGAGGAUGGCUGUGUUUCUAUCCCAACUCAAGCUGCCAGCAGCAAUGUUGGCUGCUCAAGCUCAUGGGAGGCCUGGACCACCAGGAAAGGAUGGGUUACCUGGGCCACCAGGAGACCCUGGACCCCAAGGCUACCGAGGACAAAAGGGAGAAAGAGGUGAACCUGGAAUUGGAUUGCCAGGUAUUCCUGGGACUUCAGCUAUGGGUUUGCCAGGCUCACCAGGUACUCCAGGGCCCCAGGGCCCCCCAGGACCCAGUGGAAGAUGUAACCCAGAAGAUUGCCUCCAUCCUGUGUCUCAUGCCCAUCAGCGGGCAGGUGGGAAAUGAGCACACCUGAGGAAGACUUGGUUCCUAAGGAUACCUUCCGCCCUUGGAGCUAUCUUAUUUCUGUCAAACUCUCACAGUUUGUGGGCUGCUUUUUUUUUUCUUUUUAGAAUUUUUCUGUAAGUCAGACAUUAAAUGCAAAAGUUUGAAUCCUGUCCCUACAAUAAUUGCAAAUUAGUAUUUCAGAUUUUCCCCAAAUUCAUUCCAUAUGUUUUGCCUCAUCAUUACUAUGCUUUGUAUUCAGUUUUAUAUGAAACAUGCAAGCAAAUCUUAUUGUUAGUACAUCAAAAAAAACCAUCAUAUGAUUUGGUAGACGGAUGAUGAUGUACAUUUUGUGGACUUGUCAACAUGUAAUUGACCUCUGAUUUCUGAAUUCUAAAGUUUCAGACUUGAAGUUUUCUUAGCAAUGGAAUUUAGUGUCAUUGCUAAAAAUUUUGUUCACUUUCUUAUGUAUUGCUCCUAUUAACCUUUUUUGAUUACUUUUACAAGAAUUCUUAUGCCAUCCUACAUCCAUCCUACUUUUGCAGAAAAAUAUUUAGGCAAUAAGAGCUUCACUUUAUAACUAUGCUUUGGAAAAAUUACAGGAGACUGUUUUAAUCAGGGAGCCCCAAAACUCACCAUCACCAACAGCUAAAGUAAUUUUUUUGAUUCUUUAUAUAAUGAAUUUUAUUCAAAGCAAUCACUACUUGCAUGAAUACAUACUGCAUGGGGGGAAAAAAAGGAACAAAGUGCCAAUUGUUUAAGAGUCCCACGAAAAAAGCCUAGCACUCUGUGUUCCCUUCACUGAGUUUCUCAUUUAAUGAAGAGAAGAAAGCUCUUUUCCCUAAGAGGUGUUUGGUGGUUAAGGCACCGAGGCAUCUUUGGUACUCAUGAAGUUUAAAGGGCCUCAUUUUGGGCCCCUGUACCUGUUUUCCUUCUGACCUCAUGACCCUCAGACUUUAAGACAAGAACUGGCCACCGAACCAAGGACAGAUUUGUAGCAACCGAAGAAGAAACCGACUUGCCCUAGCGGAUGAAUGUGUGGUGUCAACAAAUGCAUAUUGAGAAGGUGCAGCCCAAAAGCUCCUAAGGAGAAUAAUGUUUCUCCAGAAGCUUUGGCAUGGCAAAGGAAAGCUAUGAGACCACACGUGCAACUGGCACUCAGAUGAAAGAGCUAACACUCUCCCCAAAACCACAUCCUCUGAGAGGAAAUGAAGACACAGUGAUCGUCAACUGUUUUGCUACAUGGUAUUUUUAUUGCCUAUCUAUACACUAUUCUGAGAAACUUGUGGUUGAAAACAACAAAUUUUAUAGAGUAGUAGAAAUGAGAAUGUUGCUGAACCUAGCUGGUGGAUCCCACAGAUGCAGAGAACACACCACCAGAGCCCUCCUGUCACAGAAAUCAGGAGUUCACACCUCUUCAAGGAGCAGUGCAGAUUCUAAUUGGACAUGAUUACUUUUGUCUGUUAGUGGAAAAAUGAGUUUAGAAAAGCAAGCCCACUGAAAUUGGAGAAAGCUGUGAACAGAGUUGUGCCUGAGGAGCAUGCCUAAAUUAAGGCAGAGUUUAUUUAAAUGCACCCAUGAUUUGAACUGGUUUUCAUUAUUGACGAAUGAACUGCUGGUCAGGUACUGUCUACAUGGCUGUGCAUACAUACAACCUUUUAGUUAUUUCAUGUUGAAUUUUGCUGUAUAUUUCAAUUCCAAUUUAUUUAUUUUCCAAGGUUAUCCUGUUUUUAACUUUAAAUUGACUUUAUUUUGUUUCUUGUGCAAUACCUAUAAUGGUGCUGUGGUUUAAACUUACACAAUUGGAAUAUGCAUAUGCAUUUUACAUAUGUAUUGCAUUACUAAAAUAAUAAUUUAUCCCAAAAAGUGUAUAUAGAUUUAAAAUUUGGUGCUAUCUGUAUAUUUUGAGAUUUUAAUUUGUUGAAUUUUAUGAACACUUACGACUUAUCUGAAACAUUAAUUUACUUGAAUUUGUCAUAAAGCCAAACGUUUUAUAUGUUUUCAAAGAGUAUUUUUGCAUAUUAAUAGGUAAUUUAUCCUUUUUCCUCUUGGCUAAUUCAAAAAUAUUUAUUUUAUCAUUUCAAUGUUUUCUUGGACUGUUUUGCCGAUGGGUGAUCAAUGUAUUUUGUUUUCUUUAGUCAAUCCUUUGUAUACAUAAAAGAUGCAAUUCAUUUUCUUGUUUUAUAAAUUCUGAUCACUUUAGUGCUACAGAAUAAGCCAUGCAUCCUUUCUUAUGAAUUGUAUAGUUAGGAAUCUUUUUCUAAAUUGCACAAAUGCUUGACUGGUUUAUUCCUGUUUCAAGGAUUUGGAUUUCUUUAGGUAAUCUGAAUAGGAGAGGAGACAAAAUAUAACGUUAUAUGAUGCAUACUACAAAGUAUGUCACAGUGGCUCAUUUUUUCUACAUAGAAUAUUUGACUAAGUUUGACAUAACUGUGGAAACAGGACUGUGUUCACAUGGUUCGAGCCUCUCACCCUGUUGUUAUUUAUCUUCAUAUACUAUUUCCUGCCUCCACUGUAUUCACCUGACGUGCAAAAAAAAAAAAGAGGGGCUGCAUGAAAACACUGGGUGCAGCUCAGUGAACACAACACUAGAUGAAGUAGCCAUCUGGCAGAUGCCCAGUUCCCUUCAAAAAAAGUAGAUACUUUGGGCCCCAAGUAGGGUAGGAAAUUCUCCUCUAAGUAACUUGAUGGCUGCCAUUUCUCUUGAACCAUUAGUUUUGUCCAAAACAUUUACUUACUUGCACAUAGAUGUCAGGGAUGGCCACAACAGGGAUAAAGAAUUAUUAAAUUUCUAUCAUAUUUGAUCAAAAUCUUUCUUUGUAAAGAAUAAGUUUUGACUUCAAUUAGUAUUUAUGGCCUUCAGAAUGGAAAGAAAAAAGGAAAACUAAUACCUUUGUUCAUUGUUCUUCUCAACUGAGGACAGUAUUAGUUCUAACCAUAACAGAUACACAGUCAACUUUUUUUAACUCCUCACCUUGAUGGAAGUAAUUGAGUGAAUAACCUCAGGUGCUUAUUUCUGUAUUUCAUGACGUUGUUCAGAAUUUUACAUUUUAGUCACUUACAGAGCUUAAGUGAUUAUUUUAGAAUACAUUGUCUGUAAAAUUUGGCAUUUGAUAUUUGGCUUAUUAUUUCUUGUGAAUAUGUUUAGGUAUUAAAUGAGGCUUAGCUUUUCUGCAGUCUCCCUCACUUACUGGGAACCCGUGACAUACCUCCUUUUGUUCACAAGAUGGUGUUUAAGGCUAUUCAUUCAAACUAAGCAAGCUCAGAAGUACAGGCAAAGAAAGUUCAAUGGUCAAUUAAAUCAGAUUUUUGCUCUUGCGCUUUUUUAAAAAAAGACUUUUGUAAAUAAUGUCUUGUUAAUUUAAGUUCUAUUUGUUUUGUUAAUUUAUGCUUUUCCUAAUUUAAGUAUCUUUAUGAAGCAGGCACAGCAGCCUUUGGUUUCUGAUUGUUUCAGUUUUAUUUCUUCAGUGUGAAUACACAUAAAUAUGUACCUAUAUACGCAGUUAAAGUGCAAGUUUACUUCUGUAACUUCAUUUGUAUACUACCCUCCUGUUUUAGUGAUUAACAUGAAGACACCUAAGUUGUCAUUCUGCCUUUUAGACAGGAAAGAUACUCACUGUUGACAGACAGUAAAAGGCAUUUAGCUUACCACAAGUAGACAAUUUAUAAAAUCACACGUCUAAACUCCAUCUUGAAGACACUUAAGUUUUUGCAGUUAUAUUUGUAUAAUCUUGCAUUUUUCUAGAAAUAUAUCACUAUUUAUCAAUAUAAGCUUGAAGCAUUAUUUUUCCAAAUACCACUUUUUUCCUAACAUUAGUAAUAAUAUUCUGAGACCGAGAAUUCUGAGUUUAAGUGAUACACCGAAGUUGUUUCCAUGAAUCCUCAGAAUAGUUUUGCAGAUUUGUUCCUUGCUCGUUCUGAAAUAUUUUUCACACUUGUCUGUGCCCCCUUAAGACACAGUGCUUCCUGACAUGAUUCCCCAUGUUGUUUCUUAAUACAUGAGGGUGUUACCUGGUGUAGAGGUACGCACUCUACUUUCAUACCUCUCAUCUCACAAUGAUUACCUAGGCUUCUAAGAGAAGAUGCAGUAAAGAAUUUAACCAGUAUCUUUUAUGCCUAUUUACUUCAAAAUGGCCUAGCUCAUUGAAUUGUAUUCAUAUAUUAGUUGGCAAGCAAAAGUAGUAUUAAUUACAUUAAAUGUGUUCAAUUACUAGGAGUCUCAGGAAAUAGAAUAAUUAUUUUCAUUUUUAUUUUCAGAUGUAGCUGGAGCUAUAAUCUGAACAUUUCAUUCAAAAUAGCAUGUCAGAGUUAACUGGUCAUUUUAAAAAAAUGGAAUGAAGUACCAUGUGAACACAGAGAAAAUACAUUCAGACAAGUAGGCACAGCACAGGAAAAAAAAAAAAAAAAAAAAAAACUAACUGAAAAACACUCAUAAGACCAAAGCUAAGACUAAGAAAGUCAAAAUGGUAGAAAAUUUCAAGUUUAGAUCCAAUAGUGAUUUGUGAAUGCUGCAUCUUAAGGAAUUAGCUACUUGUUUCAUGAUGUGUGUCAGAGUGAAUACUGAUGAAGUAGGAAGUCUAAACUUGGGGAGUAGUUGUUAGAAGAUUUCACAGAAGUGUGUGUGUUGCUUCACCAUAAUAAGCUGUAACAAUGUAGCUAUUUUACAUUUUAUUUUUCUGUAUUCUUUAAAGUAUACUUUAUGGAUAAAUAUCUUAGCAUUUUAAUGUAUUUAAAUCCAGAUUGUAUUAUGGAAUAUUUUGUAACUAUUUAUUUUUAAAAUAGCAUUUGGGACAUAUUUUUCUCCAUUUAGUUGGUUCUCUCUCUUACCUCAUCCAAGUAUAUAAGGUUUAAUUCAUUAUGCUCAUGUUAAGUUGAAUGGCACCAAUUUCAUUCUAAAUCCCAAGUGGAUAUAAUGCUUUGAGGCCUUGAUUCCUAUAUCUUCAUUAUGCAUAAUGAGCUUGUUGUCUGUCUCAGCAAUAAAGGAUGUUACCCUAAUUCAGGGAAUUCUGGGAUGCAGUUAUUAAUGCCAUAUCUACGUCUUCCCAAUUCUUGUGGCUGAAACUCUACACUUCAGUUCCAUUCUGUUAGGUCUCAACUACAGUGAAGCUACAAAAGCAUUUGCACAUCAAGGGUAAUCCCACAGGCAUCCAGAGAACCCUUAAUUGGUCUAUGGCAGAAUUCAUGUUUAUACCAGACUGGUAAUUAUAGUUUUGUUUGUCACAUUAAUCAUUACUUGGCUUUUAAUAAAUUUAAAACCUGUUCUCCUGGUAACUCAUAAAAAGCCUAGUCCAAUGAUUUAAGAUAAGAAUUCCAAGCAGAAACAAUCCUUUGGAACUUUUGUCUCCCAAUGUGAUGAUCUUACUAAAAUCAUUGCUAUAAAAAGUCCUGAGAUAAAAAAUAUGAAUAAUUUUUCUUAAUAUAAGUUCUUAAAUCAUUAGAAAUAAGAAUAUAGGCAAGCAAUAAGUAUUUAAAUACAUAGCAUGUUUUCUUAACAGAAAUUAAUUAUAUCAAAACAUGCCAGUGUUUUGUCUAUUUGGACUGGGUAGUGAUUUACAUAGUUCUUAACUAUUCUUAUCUUCAGAUUCUCUUAUGAUAAAUUAACUAGGUGCUCUCUAAAGAAUAUUGUUGUCUUUUCAUACACAAAAUUUCGACUUGGAGCCCAAAGACAAAUUCAGGUAAACCUCAAAAAUAAUGUUUCUUGGAGCUAAUUUUCCUCAUUUGUCCGCCUGCCAGUUAUUCUGGAUUCAAGAUCAAGAUGUGAAGUCAUGCUAAACAGAAAGUUAGCAUUUUGCCAUUUAUUAAGACUAAAAAUAAUUAUCAGUCAGCAUCCUCUUCCUUAUAACAAGAUCCAUCAAAUAUGUUACAAUUAUUUACUCGUUUAAAUAGCAUUUGAGCAUGCCUAUUUACAGACAGUAUUGCUGUUAGCCAAUUUAAUACUGAGCCAUAUGUACUUAAUAUCACAUCCAACAUCACAACUCUACUACAAAAGACUAAGUUCACAAAUAAAGUGUUUAUUUUACCAUGUGCAAAAGGACUUGAGUUAUAGUUCUUGAACAUUAGUAUUGUUUUUAAAAAGAAAUUUAAGAUCAUUUAUGUCCAUUGCCCAUUUGUAAACAUCAAUUAAUUUGCUAGUAUUUUUUCUUAAUACUAUUAUAUCACUACUUUAUUUCCAGACUACCAGCAAAUACUUAGAUAGUAAUUUUAUUGAUAUUAGGAAUGAUCUUAUGUAUCUCUAGUAAUUAUCUACCUAUACUGGUUUAAUUUUGAACUCAGAUUUUAUACCUCAGAAAAAUAGCCAAAAAAUUAAAGAAUAAAAUUACAGAUGAUCUCUUUAAGCAAGAAUUUACAUUAAGCUCAUUUCAGGUUCCAAAUAAAUUAAAUCUCAUCAAUGAUAUUUAAGAAUAGCAACAUUAAUAUAGCUAGCUUGAAAUAUGAAGUAUUUCAGAGUGAUUCACUUAAAUUGAUAUGACUACUCAUUCAUACUCCUCUAGACAGAAGAUAAUUACCAAAACUGUGCCAGUGAAUUUGUGUACUCAGACCAAGAAAUGAUUUCCAUAGUUCUUAACCAACCUGUCAGAUAUUUAGGAUGAAAAUCAUAUUAUACUGCCAUAGAACCACUGACUAGAAAGAAAGAAAUGAAUCAUUUGCUCUUGAUUAACAUGCCAGUUUAUAACCAACUUUAAUUAUUUACACAUUCCUGUCUUGGUAAGUGCUCUAGUUGACACUUCAUCCAAUUUUCAAAGAUAUUUCAAAGAGGAUUUGGAGAUUUCUAUUUUGCUAGAGAGACAUUCUUGGUCUAAUUCAAUAUUUAUCAGCUCUCUUUUGUGGAGAGGAUUUGCUGGGCACUUUUAUUUGCAAUUUAUAAGUAUCUAGUGUUUCUGUAGACUAUUUUACGUACCUAAAAUUUUUAAUGGAUUGUUCCUACCAUUUGAAAUGUGAUAGUUUUGCAUAAUCUAUUUGUAAGGUGUUGUUUCCAAUGUUACUUAUUUGUGGAGCUUGCUAUACAGCCUUGAUAUAUAUAUAUAUCAGGUUUGUAAAACAUUUGAGUGAACUGUUCUUUGAAAUUUUAUUUUUUUAAAUUUUCUUAUGAAUACGAUAUUAUAGAACUGAGACACAUAUUUGAUUAUCUAAUUUUUCUUUUGUUGUAUUUGAUUAUGUUACUCCAGUUAAAAUAAAAGCAUUUUGGUG